AAUUCAGGCACUCCAAUCCAGAACAAUCUUCGGGAACUAUGGGCAUUGUUCGAUUGGGUAAUGCAAGGAACACUCCUUGGAACACAAAAAACUUUCCGCAAUGAAUAUGCGACACCUAUAACCAAAGCUAGGGAAAGGGGAGCAUCUUCAGCUGAGAUACAUCUAGGAAAUUACAUGUCCGAAAGUUUGAGGAAAAUAGUUGAUCCUUAUAUUUUAAGAAGAACUAAGAGUUCUGUUUCGGUACCAAAACCAAAUGAAAAUGGCGAAGAAAGUCAAAGCGAGGCUGGAAACAAACUAAAACCAAGUUUUCCAAAACUCAAGAAAAAGAAUGAUUUUGUUAUUUGGACUUAUUUAUCAUCUGUGCAAGAAGAAAUUUAUCGAGAUUUUCUUGGUCAAGACAGUAUCAAGGAAUUACUUGCCAGCAAGCGUUCUCCCCUCGUUUAUUUGACCAUAUUGAAGAAAAUAUGCGACCAUCCACGUCUGUUGCCACGGAGAGCUUGCCAUCAACUUGGACUGGAGGCCAAUGAUUCCCUACAUGAAGAUGAUUUUCAUACUGACAAAGGAAAAGAAUGUGCAGCGAAUAGAAUUGAUAAUAUUUCUGAUCAGACAUUGAUUGAGGAAUCUGGUAAACUUCAAUUCUUAUUGGAGUUGUUGAAACGUUUGAGAGAGGAAGGUCAUCGUACUUUGAUCUUUUCAUUGUCUAGAAAAAUGUUGAACAUGAUUCAUAGGAUCUUAUUGAACAACAAAUUCAAGGUCAUGAGAUUGGAUGGAACAGUCAGUAAGCUAAGCGAACGGGAAUUGAGAGUCAAAAAGUUUCAACAAGAUUCAAGCUAUGAUGUUUUCUUGCUCACAACACAGGUUGGAGGAGUUGGUUUAACUCUUACUGCUGCUGAUCGUGUUGUUAUUUAUGAUCCUUCAUGGAACCCUGCUACUGAUGCUCAAGCUGUUGAUAGAAUAUACAGAAUUGGACAAGAAAAAAAUGUUGUUGUCUACCGUCUUAUAACAUGUGGAACAGUGGAAGAGAAAAUUUAUCGAAGGCAAAUCUUCAAAGAUUCAAUUAUUAAGCAAAGUACUGGUGAUAAUAAAGAUCCUUACAGAUAUUUCACGAACCAUGAGCUGAAAGAAUUAUUUCAACUUGAAAGUACGACAGAAUCUGUCACACAACGUCAACUUGAAGAUCUACAUCAACAACAAAGAUGUUUGGAUCCGAUAUUGGAGGAACACCUGGCCUAUCUUCAUACAUUACCAAUAUUUGGAGUGAGUGAUCAUGAUCUGAUGUUUUCACAAGAUCCUGAUGAUGUUGACGGUGAUGUUAUGGAAGAACAUGGAGAUGUUAUCAGAACCAAGGUCGCUGAAGCUCAAAACAGGGUUGAACUUGAAGCCCAAGGAUUUACUGGAUCAGAAGUUCCUGAGCAAAGAUGGGGAGAUUUUCAUGUUGAAACGAAACCGUAUGAACCAAAAACUAAAGAAACUGAACUAUCAGACAGUGAUUCUUCUGUGAUUGAAAAACCUCAGAAACACAAAGAAAAAGAACCACAUUUCGAGAUUGAAGGACUCUAUGAUCAAUUGGAUUCACUCAAAGUUGAAGAUGAUGUGGUUGAAAAUAUAUUCAACAAAAGCAAAAUUUCCAUACCGAGUGAUGAUGAAUCUGACAUCAAACCAAAGAUUGAAGAUUUCAAGCAAAUUCACAUCCUUGAUUCUGACGAAGAAGGCGAUCAAAUGAAUCGUGCAAUAUCUGAAGAUGAAAUAUCGACAGCCGAUAGUCCAAUGGGAGUUGAUAAAAGUAACAACCAAACAGGAACCUUGGAGCAAAUGAAUCGUGCAAUAUCUGAAGAUGAAAUAUUGGCAGCCGAUAGUCCAAUGAGAGUUGAUAAAAGUAACAACCAAACAGGAACCUUGGAGAUUGGAGAAUCCUUUCUUGAAGAAUCGAAUUUGGUUAUGGAUGAACAAGAUGCAAUACCGGAGACUGAAAAAGAAUCAAACAGUUCAGAGAAAGAUAACCUCGAAUUAUCAUUUCCUAGUAGCGUUGAGGAAUCUUUCACUGCACCAACCAAAAAAAACAGAGCCAGAUUAAUAUCAGACUCUGGAGAAUCAGAACCACCAGAGGGUGAGACUAUUUCAAGCGAGGACAGGAGCGGGGAUGAAGAUAGUUUUACGGACAUGAACGACUUUAUUGAUGAUGAAGAAGAAGAGAAUGAUAGGAGGCAGGAUUCUCUUGCUUCUUUUGUGCAGGAGGAAGUGAUUGAUGAUUUUGAUUCACCUCGGAAUAGUUCAAAAAGCAGGAAAGCAAAAUUGAAACGUCGAUCAACAGCUUUACCACAGAGAAACCUCAUUGAAUCAGAUGAAAGUGUGGAUGAAUCAAAGGAAUAUAGGGAAACUGUUGAAUCGCCAGACGAAGACGAUGGGGAAAAUGACAAAAUGUCUCUUGCUCUCUCAUUUCAAUCUGAUGAUGAACUAUGAAUAUAAAACCAGUUGGACCCUUAUAUUUCAACACAUCUGUACAUAUUUCGUUUCUCAUUCCGAGCAGCACUAUGUUUAAGAAAAUGAUUCCAAUAUGUAAUAGCAUUCACUCUUCUAGGAAACUGUUGAACGGUCAGAUGAAGACUUUGGAGAAAGUGAUGUUUUUCUGAGGACUUGAGUUACCAUUCAUCAACCAAUCAAAUAAAUAAAUGACUGGAACGGAACUAAACCGCCAGUGAGAAAUAUUGACUUGGACUUAGGAUUCGACACGGAUGACCCGCACCUCUUAUGGAUUCGCGGUUUAGGGACUUUCUACCCAACACUGUAUCGUCAUUCGAGAAAUCAGUGUUGUGCGCAUAGAAUGCCCAAAUUUUCAACAUUUUUUUUAAGUGCAGUUUUGCAGCAUUUAACACCUGCACACAUUUCAUUUCUCAUUUCCUAACUUCACCAUGUCUUAAGAAAAUGAUUGUGGACUUCGAAGAAUAAUGUUGGUUCAAAUCGUUAAAUCACUCUAUUUCAGCACUUUGCUGAAUAUUUCUUAGGAGGGGACUAUUCAAUUAUCGAGAGAUAAGACAUAAUCGCAACUUUGCUAUGUUCACUGGAACUUUCUUUGUAUCAAAACUGCCAUGUUCCUUUCUUUCUGCCUUGUGCAAUGAUCUGUAUCAUGUAAUUUCAUUCAUCUUUGCUUUUCUCAGAAAUACUCAUAACACUUGCAUAA
Messenger RNA from Styela clava, 3178 nucleotides. NCBI's taxonomy places the organism in Eukaryota, Metazoa, Chordata, Ascidiacea, Stolidobranchia, Styelidae. The record is from RefSeq and is a predicted model, not a curated record.